This is a messenger RNA of Culex pipiens pallens (northern house mosquito), 2233 nucleotides long. RefSeq lists its product as uncharacterized. Lineage: Eukaryota; Metazoa; Arthropoda; Insecta; Diptera; Culicidae. The record is from RefSeq and is a predicted model, not a curated record.
AUGCCAAUCCCAAGUCCAAGCCCAAUCCAAGCCCAAGCCAAUCCCAUGCCAAGCCCAAGCCAAGCCCAAUGCCAAGCCCAAGCCAAUGCCCAAGUCCAAGCCCAAUCCAAUGCCCAAGUCCAAGCCCAAGCCAAGCCCAAUGCCAAUCCCAAUGCCAAGCCCAAUCCCAAGCCCAAUGCCAAGCCCAAUUCCAAUUCACAAGCCCCAAUGCCCAAGCCCAAGCCAAGCCCAUCCAAGCCCAAGCCAAGCCCCAAUCCCUAUGCGACUCGAGAUCCCAUAGCCAAGCCCCAAGCCAAUGCCCCAAGCCCCAAUCCCAGCCAAUGCCCCAAGCCAAUGCCCAAUGCCUCCCAAGCCAAGCCCAAGUCCAAUCCCAAGCCAAGCCCAAGCCAAGCCCAUAUGCCAAUCCCAAUGUCCAAGUCCCAAAGCCAAAUCCCAAGCCAAUCCCAAGCCAAGUCCCAAGCCAAGCCCCAAGCCAAUCCCAAGCCAAGCCCCAAUCCCCAAGCCCCAAGCCAUCCCCAAGCCAAGUCCCAAGUCCAACCCAAGCCCAAGCCCAAGCCAAUCCCAAGCCCCAAGCCCCAAGCAAGCCCAAUGCCAACCCAAGCCAAUGCCCCAAUCCCAAUCCCCAAGCCCAAGCCCAAGCCCAAGCCAAGCCCAAGCCAAGCCCAAUCCAAGCCCAAGCCAAGCCCAAUCCAAUGCCCAAGCCAAUCCCAAUCCAAUCCCAUGCCCAAUCCCAAGCCAAGCCCAAUCCAAUCCCCAAUCCCCAAGCCCAAGCCUCCAAGUCCCCAGUCCAAUGCCCCAAUGCCAAGCCCCAAGCCAAGCCCCAAGUCCCAAGCCCCAAGCCCAAUGCCCAAUGCCAAUCCCAAGCCAAGCCCAAUCCAAUGCCCCAAGCCAAGCCCAAGCCCAAUCCCAAGUCCCAAUCCCAAUCCAAGCCCAAGCCAAUGCCCAAUGCCAAGCCCAAGCCUGCCCCAAGCCAAUGCCCCAAGCCCAAGCCCAAGUCCCAAUCCCAAGCCAAGCCCAAGCCCCAGCCCAAUCCAAGCCCAAUGCCCAAUCCCAAGCCCAUGCCCAAUGCCCAAGCCCAACCAUCCAAUGCCCAAGCCCCAAGCCAAGCCCAAGCCAGUCCCAAGCCCCAAGCCCCAAGUCCAAGCCCAUCCAAGCCCAAGCCAAUGCCCAAGCCAAUCCCAAGCCAAGUCCCAAGCCAAGCCCAAUCCCAAGCCCAAGCCAAGCCCAAGCCAAGCCCCAAUCCAAGCCCAAUGCCAAUCCCAAGUCCAAGCCCAAUGCCCAAGCCCAAGCCCCAAUGCCCAAGCCAAGCCCAAGCCCAAGCCCCAAGCCAAGCCCAAUCCCAAUGCCCAAUGCCAAGCCCAAGCCAAGCCCAAGCCAAUCCCAAGCCAAUCCCAAGCCCAAUGCCCCAAGCCAAGCCCUAGCCAAUGCCCCAAGCCAUCCCAAGCCAAGCCCAAGUCCCCAAGCCCCAAUGCCCCAAUGCCCAAGCCAAGCCCAAGCCAAGCCCAAGCCAAUCCCCAAGCAAGCCCAUCCAAUCCCAAGCCAAUCCCAAGCCAAGCCCCAAGCCAAGCCCCAAGCCAAGCCCAUGCCAAUGCCCAAGCCAAGCCCAGCCAAUCCCAAGUCCAAUCCCAAGCCAAUCCCCAAUGCCAAUCCCAAGCCAAUGCCCAAGCCAAUGCCCAAGCCAAGCCCAAGCCAAGCCCAAGCCAAUCCCAAUCCAACCAAUCCCCAAUCCAAUCCCAAUCCAAUCCCAAUGCCAAUGCCCAAGUCCAAGUCCCAAGCCAAGCCCAAUCCAAGCCCAAUGCCAAUCCCAAUCCAAGCCCAAGCCAAGCCCAAUCCAAUCCCAAUCCAAUCCCCAAUCCAAUCCCAAGCCAAUGCCCAAGCCAAGCCCAAUCCAAUGCCCAAUCCAAGCCCAAGCCAAUCCCAAGCCAAGCCCAACAAUCCCAAUCCCAAUCCCAAUCCCAAUCCCAAUCCCAAUCCCAAUCCCAAUAAUCCCAAUCCCAAUCCCAAUCCCAAUCCCUCCAAUCCCAAUCCCAAUCCCAAUCCCAAUCCCAAUCCCAAUCCCAAUCCCAAUCCCAAUCCCAAUCCCAAUCCCAAUCCCAAUCCCAAUCCGAACUUCUACCCGUCCGCACUGCGCCCCCAGAGCGUGCCGCAUCACAACCACCCCGCAGUCGAACGCCCCCACAAGAACCACACCACGAUAGUACUCCCAGCACCCGGACCCGAUACCAGGCCCAGC